Messenger RNA from Chaetomium fimeti, 1174 nucleotides. RefSeq lists its product as uncharacterized. Gene Ontology annotation, cellular component: spliceosomal complex. NCBI's taxonomy places the organism in Eukaryota, Fungi, Ascomycota, Sordariomycetes, Sordariales, Chaetomiaceae. The record is from RefSeq and is a predicted model, not a curated record. The transcript has a single exon. The coding region runs from base 80 to 1036 and encodes 318 amino acids. Gene Ontology annotation, biological process: spliceosomal complex disassembly.
UGGCACGCUGAACUUCCUCCCACGGUCCCACCUCACCCAACUUCCACCACAACUUCCACCCCCCACAACCAACCGCAAAAUGGCCGACCAAGACCUCAUCAACUACGCACGCGAUGCCGCCGGCAGGGGGGACGACCUGUUCGCGCUGCUGGCGACGGACGCGACGGCGUCCGAGUCGGACAUCCGGCGGGCCUUCCGCAAGAAGGCCCUGACCGCCCACCCGGACAAGGCCGGCGACGCCUACGACCCGGCCCUGUACGAGCGCAUCGAGCGCGCCCGCGACGUGCUGCUCAGCCCGGAGGCCCGCGAGGCCUACGACAGCGGCAUGCGCGCCAUCCUCCAGAAGAAGCUGCAGCGCGAGCAAAUGUCCGACAAGCGCCGCCGCCUCGUCGAGGACCUCGAGCGCCGCGAGGCCGAGGCCAAGCGCGCCAAGACGGCGCCGCAACCCCAGCCGCACGACGCCGAGCGCCGGGCGAUGGCGGAGAGGGGCAAGGCGAAGAUGGAGGAGAUGAGGCGGCUGCGGGAGGAGGCCGAAGUGCGGGAGCGGCUGGCGAAAGAGAAGGAGGCUGCUGCUGCUGCUACGGCUGCGGCGGCUGCUGGCAAGCCAGAUAUGGGCGAGACAGCACCAGGCGGCCAUCCCACACCCCCACCGGUGGUGGACGACUACGACGAGCGGAUCGCGGAUCUCGAAAUGCGUCUGAAGGAAUCGCAACAGCGCAAGGCUGAGAAGCGGCAGCGCAAGGAGGAGCGGAAGGCAGAGAAGAAGGGAAAGACCGGGGAGAAAUCCGGGUCGCCGCCAGCGCCCGCGUCUCCAGGGGAGAAGAUCCCAAACAAUCCUCCACCUUCCACCGCGGCAGAACCACAGGCUGACGAAGACAAGCUCUCCAAGCCCGUUGAAGCCGUACCUCCCGCGCCCCCGCCUGGUGCUGGCGGUCCUCCCAAAGCAAGCGACCGUUUUGCAUCAACCUUGGCGAGAUUGCGCGCUGCCCAGGCGAAAAAGGACGAAGAGAAGAGGCGGAAGGCCGAGGAGUCAUAAGCAGUAGCGGGUGAGAGUGCGCCGUAGAGCCGACCGAGGUCCGAUAAAGUAACGUACGAUAGAAUCAUGAUACCCCAUAUUCAUAUAGACUAGGUGUGUCGUUGCGGCACCACCAAUACCAGCCGUUUCACGAAAAAG